ACGAGCAUUCAAGCACCUCAGUUCAGCAGCAUACUAUGCCCGAGGUUGAGGAAUACACAAUUGGUUGGAUCUGCGCUCUGAGCAAAGAGCUCAUCGCAGCCAAAGCAUUCCUCGACGUUCUCCACGAUCCGGUUGACAACGCAGCGAUCAACGACGACAACAACUACACACUCGGUAGCAUUGGCAAGCAUAAUGUUGUCAUUGCAGUCUUGCCGUACGGCCAAUAUGGUCUCGUCAAUGCUGCGGCAGCCUUGGCACACAUGACCAGGACGUUUUCCAACCUGCGAGCUGUGCUCAUGGUCGGGAUUGGUGGCGGCGUCCCAGGGAAGAAAGACAUCCGCCUGGGUGACAUCGUCGUGGGAUCCGUAGGUCGAAAUAGCAGCGGGGUCAUUCAGUAUGACUAUGGGAGGGCUGUCCAAGGCGAGGAAUUCGCUGUUACUGGUCAUUUGAACCAGCCGCCAAUGGCGUUCCUCACAGCUAUGAGUGCUCUGCAUGCUACGUAUGAGAUGGAAGGUCAUGAAAUCGAGAGCAACAUAGAUAAGGCCCUCCGAAAGUACAAACGACUAGCGAAGAAAUACAAAAAACCCGCCGUUUCUACCGAUCGAUUGUACGAGGCAAAUUUCGUCCAUCAGGGACACGAGGGUAUAAGCUGCAGUCGGUCCUGCGGUGAUGACAAUCUAGUGCAUCGAUACGAACGGGACGAGGACGAAAACAAUCCUGCCAUUCAUUGCGGCCUGAUAGCAUCGGGAAACUCCAUGAUGAAGGACGCACUUCAACGCGAUAAGCUGGCAGCCAAGCAUGGUAUCCUGUGCUUUGAAAUGGAAGCUGCAGGGCUUAUGAAUCAUUUCCCAUGCGUGGUCAUCAGAGGGAUCUGUGACUAUUCUGAUACGCACAAGAACGACGAGUGGCAGGAGUACGCAGCUAUGGCUGCCGCCGCCUAUACUAAGGACUUACUGCUUCAGGUAGCUCCGAGCAGUGUACAGAAGGAGGAACGGAUUGAAACUAUUUUGGGGCAUCUGAAUGAAAAGGUGGAUCAUAUUCACCAGUUAGCCGCGGAAAGCAGCCAUGACAUUAAAUCUCUGUCGUCCAGCUUUCAAGAUGAGGCUCUAUCGAGAUGGCUCAACGCAGCUGAUCCAUCCGUCGAUCUCAACAAGGCUCGCGAAACAUGGCACUCCGGUACCGGGCAGUGGUUAUUAAACAGCUCUCAGUAUCUCACCUGGAAAUCCCAGAAUGAUUCCUUUCUCUGGCUAAAUGGAAAUUCCGGUACAGGAAAGACUAUUCUAAGCUCGACUGUCAUUGAAGAUAUACAAAGCUCCCUUCCUGAGCUUCGUAACAGCGCUCUGUUGUACUUCUACAUAACAUUCACCGACAGCCGAAAACAGUCACUUCAGGCCAUCCUAACAUCUUUGAUCAGCCAACUAUACUACUACUGUCAAAAAUCCCGACUCCCAAUUAUCUCACUCUAUUCGCAAUGUGGUAGUGGGAACAGUAAACCAAGCAUGGAACAGCUGAAAUCUACGUUUCGUGAAAUGCUGUCACUUGCGGGAGAGGUCUUUAUCGUUAUUGACGCCUUGGAUGAAUAUGAGAACCGAAGUAUACAGCGACACGAGCUACUGGCCUGGAUAGAAAGGUUUGGCAUUGAACCAGUCAAUGCCCAUCUCCUCGUUACCAGUCGUCCGGAACAUGACAUCAAGACCUCCAUCGAAACUUGGGCUAACUCUGGCAGUAUCAUCUCACUCCAAACAGACAACGUGGGCAGAGAUAUUUCUGAUUACGUCCGUGAUAUUGUGAUCAAGUCCCCAAGCUUUGCGCGCUGGCACGGGCAUACUUCAACCCUGGAUGAUAUCGUUAAUGCCUUGACGACCAAGGCAGAUGGAGGGUUUCGUUGGGUCGCUCUACAAUUGGACCGCUUAAAAGACUGUAUCAACAAGGAGGAGGUCGAUAUGACUCUUCAUUCACUUCCAACCACCCUUCAAGAGACAUAUUACCGACUCUUGAACGAACUUACGAGCACUAGGAGGAAAUAUGUCAUUCGCAUUCUUCAGUUCCUAGCAUAUUCGGACAUCCCAUUGGAGCUUGAAGCGUCUGUCGAUGCUCUCGCGAUAAACCUUACAGCGCCACCAGGCUCACGGUUCGUCAUGAAAGAACGUAUGCCACUACCGGCUGAGAUAUCGUCACUUUGCUCCACAUUAUUUGUCGCAGUAUCUGAUAUAUUUCCACCGCACCUGCGCGAUACAUUUGUUGUCUACGAUGAUCCGAUAUUAGUACUCCAGUUAGCCCACUCGUCUGUCAAGGAGUUCAUAUUAUCUUGCCCAAGCUCCGAGUUUGACGGUCUACUCACCGAACCUACUGCAAGGUUGAUAAUCACCGAACUGUGUCUUACCUACUUCCUGGAAAUGGACUGGUCCUUGCCUGACAACGAGUUUUUUGAAAUUGAUUGUUACAGAUCUGCCGACAAGCUAUUGAGGAGAUACCACUUUGUAGCAUUCGCUGCAGAGAAUUGGAUUCAAGAUGCCUCCUGCCCCGACUCAAGGCUCCAUACGUUUACACAGUUAUCAAUGGAUCUCUUUUCGAACCCCAUAAUAUUUAAACGUUGGACGUUGAUUAUUGAGGGUAUCGCUUUUAACCAAUGGGGCUGGUUUGAGGUCUUCGUAGGAGAACAAGAUCAACUGUUUUACGCGAGCUGGUCUGGCGACCAAAACUGCGUCAAGAGGUUGAUAGAUUCAACGGGCAAGGGCGAUGGCUCAGCAUGGAAUCUUGGUCCUGCCCUUUACGUUGCGUCCAAUUCUGGCCAUUUAGAGACCGUUGCCCUUCUUCUUCAGGAAGUUGCUGAUAUCAACGCUGAAGUUGAAGGACAACAGCUGCUUGCUAUUGCCGUCGAAGCUGGCCAUAUAGAUGUCAUCGCACUUAUGAUCAAGCAAGGCGGUGAUGUCAACGCUCAACGAGGAUCGCCCAGCAAUGCUCUUUCCAUUGCCAGUGACAUUGGCCGUCUGGAUAUCACGGAACUUCUGAUUCAGCAUGGUGCUGAGCUCAACGGUUAUCCCCUCUACAAUGCCUCCUGCCAUGGCCACUUGAGCAUUGCUAUGUGUCUAGUGAAAAAUGGUGCCAAUGUCAACGUGGAGGUACAUGAUAGUUCAGCCCUUCAAGUCGCUUCCCAACAUGGUCAUAUGGACAUUGUUAGGUAUCUGAUAGAACAAGGUGCUGAUGUCAAUGCCCGAGGAGGUCCGUAUGGCACGGCCCUCUACGCUGCCUCCAUCCAUGGCUAUCUUGAAAUUGUUAUGCACCUAGUGGAAAGGGGUGCUAAUGUCAGUGCCAAAGUAGGUGGUUAUACUGCCCUUCAAGCUGCCCGCUGGUCUGGCUAUUUAGAUAUUGUUAUGUAUCUAGCAGAGAAUGGCGCAGAUGUACACGCUCCGGGAGGGGUUUUGAAGAAGCAUUGCAAGCUGCGAUUGAACAUGGACGGGACUGUGUAG
Molecule: messenger RNA, 3470 nt
Organism: Fusarium verticillioides 7600
Lineage: Eukaryota; Fungi; Ascomycota; Sordariomycetes; Hypocreales; Nectriaceae
Exons: 3
Coding region: 36-3470 (1144 amino acids)
Biological process (GO): nucleoside metabolic process
Molecular function (GO): protein binding; catalytic activity
Source: RefSeq, a predicted model, not a curated record